Molecule: messenger RNA, 1253 nt
Organism: Hypoxylon trugodes
Lineage: Eukaryota; Fungi; Ascomycota; Sordariomycetes; Xylariales; Hypoxylaceae
Product: acyl-CoA N-acyltransferase
Exons: 4
Coding region: 452-1135 (227 amino acids)
Molecular function (GO): acyltransferase activity, transferring groups other than amino-acyl groups
Source: RefSeq, a predicted model, not a curated record
ACUAUUCACAAUUAUACUUCACGACACGGAUCUUAUAGGGAUGACCCUCCCCGGAGUUAUACCGGGUACCUUAGAUAAAGGUACAUUAGUAUGGCGACAGCUGCAAAGCUAAACAGCUAGGAAAGUCCAUCCGGUGAACUUCUUAGAUCGACACGAACCUUAUCUAAUAAGUACCUCAAAAUCCUGGGUUGGCUUAUCACGGCCCCUGGUUAUUCUGAGUUGUCACAUAACUUUUUAUAUUCUUAUAUAGAUAAUAUCUCUCAGCCAAAAUUGAUUAUAAAAUAUUCCCUUUUAAUACCCCAAAGAAAAAACUCGGAAUAAUUCUGUAUACACUGGUAGCGAUGGUUUAGGAAUACAUCUAGUGUUACCUGACAUUCAAUUCCAAAGAUACGACCCUAUAUUACUACUUCGUUUAAGUCGGCAGAUUCCGCCGAAUCGGAUUAUUGUCGAAAUGCCAGUCAAAGUAUCUCUCCUUACAGAGGCAGACAUACCAGGUGCCGUAUCUGCAAUUCAACAAGCUUUUGCCGAUGAUCCGUAUAACAAUUGGGUCUUCAACAGAUCUACGUUCAACCAGCAACGUAACGCGGCCUCUCUUGGCAUUCGAUGUCGAUGGGGUAUGCGUAAUGGCCUCUUCUACGUCGCUAAAGAAGAAGGCAGCGAUGAAGUUUUAGGUGUCGCUUGUUGGCUAAAACCGCAACCGGCGAAUCACCAAUCUACUUGGCACGAUUGGGCCGAAGGUUGGCGACUGUGGCUUAGCCAGGUCGGAAUGAAUCUGUACUACGGCCGGGGAGGUCUCAACGUGAAGCGGUACUACAUAUGGAAAGAAGCCCAGGCUAAAGCCCAAUCAUCCGUCUGGACCGACCCGCGGGGUUACUAUUUUCUCAACAUAAUGGUUGUACUACCUAAGGCCCAGAACAUGGGAAUAGGACGGCUUAUGAUGGAGACCGUAACAGACCAGGCCGACGCCGAGGGCAUGAAGUGUUACCUCGAAUCUAGUCGGGACGUGCCUAAUAUGCAGAUCUACGGUCGCUUUGGCUUCAAAUUCGCGAAGGAGCUUGAAUGCGAUGAUAACGGCACUGGCAUUAAGCUUUAUGCCAUGGUUAGGGAACCCAACGCCAAGCCGCAGAUGAAUUGAUCGUACCUGGUUUGGUGGCCUUGGUUAUCAAACCCGGGCUGUGAUUACGGUUUGGGCAAUGAUAUCGUGCACGAGCUUAUAUAUACCGAACCGACGUUAUUCAUUGGCACGUGGAAAU